AUGGGAAGCCUUUGCCUGGUUUUGGUGGUGUUGCAACUUUCAUGGAGUAUGUCUUCUUCUGUUCCUCCUUCAUCCUCUCAUUUAUGUCUCCCACACCAGAGAGAUGCUUUGCUCCAUUUUAAAACCACCAUUUCUGUUGAUUGUGAUUUUUAUCAUGAUGGUGGUUAUCGAGACGAUCCUUAUCCCAGGAUAGACAUAGAGUCAUGGAACAAAAGCAUUGAUUGUUGUUCAUGGGAGGGAGUGAAAUGCAACAACGUGACUGGUGAUGUAAUCGGCAUGGAUCUUAGUCACAGUUGCCUUGUUGGUUCUCUCUUUGCAAGCAACAGCCUCUUUCAACUUCACAACCUCCAAUGGCUUGACUUGAGCUCCAACAACCUCAGAGGCUCUCUUCUUGAGAACACUAGCAGCUUGUUUCACUUUCAUGGACUCCAACGACUCAACCUUGCUGAUAAUGGUUUCGAUGGCAUCAUCUCAUCAAAGUUAUUUAGCCAGUUGGUGAGUUUAACCCAUCUUAAUCUCUCUUAUAAUGGGUUCUUUGAUGAUACUGAAUCAUAUUUGAGAUUUGAUGGCCAAGGUUUCGACAUGCUUGCAAGAAACUUGACCAAAUUAAGAAACCUUGUGCUUGACACUGUAGAUAUGUCUGAUGUUGCUCUUACUUCUUUCCUGAACUUGUCUUCAUCACUAGAACAUUUGAGUCUCAGUUGGUGUCAAUUGCAUGGGGAAUUUGCAACUCAAGCUUUUCAGCUUCCAAACCUCAAAGUUUUAGAUUUAAGUGGGAAUGAGAAUCUCGCAGGUUAUCUCCCUAACACAAACUGGAGUAGUGGCCUUGAGUUGUUGGACCUUUCCGAAUGUGGUUUUAGGGGGUCAAUUCCAGCAUCAUUUGGAAAUCUCACUCAAAUCAUUUCCGUUGGUUUAGAAGGAAAUUCGCUUGAAGGACAGAUUCCAGAUGUUUUUGGAAACCUUAGAAAAUUAACUUCUUUGAGCUUUUCUUCAUGCAAUUUGAGUGGUCCACUUCCAAUAACUAUCUUCAACCUCACAAAAAUUACCCAAUUGGAUUUGUCAUAUAAUCACUUGGAAGGUCCCUUUCCAAAUCAUGUUGGUGAGCUUCAAUUUCUAGAGGAACUUUGGUUAUCAUAUAACUCUAUAAGUGGUGGAGUACCAUCUUGGCAGUUUACUCUGCCAUCUCUUCUACAGUUGGACCUCAGUUAUAACAAACUAGUGGGUCCGAUCGAUCGAAUUCAGAAGCCUAGUCCCAUCCAAGAGGUUUAUUUGAGUUAUAAUAACAUUGGUGGUUCAAUACCGUGUUCCAUUUUUGAUCUUGUGAACCUUACUUCACUUGAUUUGUCAUCGAACAACUUGAGUGGUCCAAUACCAGAUUCCAUUUUUGAUCUUGUGAACCUUACUUCACUUGAUUUGUCAUCAAACAACUUGAGUGGUGUCAUCAAGUCAGAUAUGCUUUCGAAACUCACGAGUCUUGAAUUUCUUGAUGUUUCAAGUAAUAGUUUAUUAUCAUUAAGCACAAGCGGCAAUGAUGUGAACUCUUCUUUCCCCCAGCUUACAACUGUGAUAUUCUCUGGUUGUAGCGUAAGGCAGUUCCCGAAUUUCUUUCGAACAUCGAAGUUGACAUUUUUAAACCUUUCUAAUAACCUGAUUUCUGGUGGAAUUUCCAAAUGGGAAGCUGAAGGGUGGGAAGGAUUGAUAUCGUUGGACCUUUCUCAUAACUUUUUGACUGCUUUGGAGCAAUUUCCGGGGAACAAUUUGGGAUAUCUCAACCUUCGGUCCAACUUGCUUCAAGGACCAAUUCUCUCAACUUGCUUGGAUCCUCAAAUUCCAAGUUCAAAGGAGUUGUCAGUGAUUAUCAUUUCAAAGAAUAAAUUGACAGGAAACAUCCCUUCUUCUAUUUGCAAUUUAAGUUCACUUGAUGUUUUGGACUUGUCCGAAAACAGCUUGAGUGGAACUAUUUCUGAUUGUUUUGGAAAUUUACGGUCUCUCGAGUUCUUGAAUUUGCAGAUGAACAACUUCUAUGGCAAGAUCCCUGAUUCUUUUGUGAAUAAUAGUGAGUUGAGCCAUCUUUUACUCAAUGACAAUCAGUUGGAAGGAUUAGUACCACCAUCUUUGGCUAAUUCUAUUUCAUUGGAAGUUUUAAAUUUAGGGAAAAACAAGUUAACAGAUAGGUUUCCCUAUUGGUUAGCAUCACUUCCAAAAUUGCAAAUUCUAAUCCUGAGAUUUAAUAGAUUUCAUGGAUCAUUGCCUCAUUCCUUAGCUUCAUCUAGUUUCUCUGCGUUGCGAAUAAUUGAUCUCUCUGUAAAUGAGUUCACAAGUACAUUGCCCAUAAAACUCUUUCAAAAUUUGAGAGCAAUGAAAGGUAAACAAGAGUGGUUCUACUCCACAACUUUCAGAAAUAUGAUGAUAUAUGGCAGUGGUAUUUAUGAAAUUCCUGUGAAUGUAACAACGAAAAGAUUGGAGCUCGAAUUGACGGAGGCCGUGGCCAUUUUUGUAUCUAUGGACUUGUCAAAAAACCAAUUCUGUGGAAAAAUUCCUGAGGAAGUCGGGCAACUUGUUUACCUACAAAUGCUCAACUUCUCUCAAAACAACUUCAUCGGUCCUAUCCCAGCAUCGUUUGGAAAUUUGGUAGCACUUGAAUCGUUAGAUCUUUCAUCAAAUAAGCUUGGCGGUAGGAUUCCAUCUGAAAUGACAAAUUUGACAUUUCUUGAAGUGUUGAAUCUUUCGGAAAAUAAUCUUGUUGGACCAAUUCCUCAUGGGAAUCAAUUCAAUACCUUUUCUAAUGAUUCCUACAGCGGUAACUUGGGAUUGUGUGGAUUACCAUUAUCCAAGCAAUGUGUCAACCAUGGGGGGGACGAACUGCCUUCACCAUUGGUGGUGGAACAUAAAGGUUCUGAAAUACCCUUCUUUUGGCAAGUUGUAAUGAUGGGGUAUGUAAGUGGAGUGGUGCUAGGACUGAGCAUGGGUUACAUUAUAUUUACAACCGGAAGACCAUGGUGGUUUGUUAGAAAGGUGGAGAGAGACUGGCAAUACAACUUCAAGAGGUGGGUACAAAGAAACAGAGUAAGAAGCAACUAGCUUGUAUCCAACAUCUUGCUUAGUGGCAUUGGAACUCGGAGCUAAAUUGGAUGGGAAGAUUCCUUGAGAGUGAUUAGAAUAAAUAAGUGGGAGUGUUAUUAAUUUAGCAAAUGAUAUGAAUGUCUUUGUGUUCAUCAUAAUUCCUAAAUUUAUAUUUGUGGGUAUUAUGUAAUUAUGUUUAAGUACUGCAUAAACUUAAACUAUUAAGCUAACUACCAAACUCUUGUUGUAUGAA
Gossypium raimondii (Peruvian cotton) is the source of this 3316-nucleotide messenger RNA. Its product is annotated as receptor-like protein 33. The coding region runs from base 1 to 3081 and encodes 1026 amino acids. The transcript has 2 exons. The record is from RefSeq and is a predicted model, not a curated record. Gene Ontology annotation, molecular function: protein binding. Lineage: Eukaryota; Viridiplantae; Streptophyta; Magnoliopsida; Malvales; Malvaceae.